AUGCCCUUGAUGAGGUCCACUGGCCAAAGCUUUCAAGCACGACCCUCCUCGGCACCCGAUGCUUGCUCACCGGUUGAAAGCGAGCCCGUCAAGCUGGAAUCCGAUGCGUCGGCGCAUGGGCCUGUGAAAGCUCCGUCCGACUGCCGCUCCCGCUGCAGCUAUGCGGACCCAUCACCAUCGCCGGCAAUCACCAGCAGGACGCCCGUGCGUCAGGGCGCCUCUGUCACAUUGAUCGUCGACAGACCGACUGCAAUCGAAAUCAGCGGCUUGCAUGGCGGGCUUCUUCGCUUUGUGGGCCUUGAAUGA
Messenger RNA from Purpureocillium takamizusanense, 306 nucleotides. RefSeq lists its product as uncharacterized. Bases 1 to 306 code for a protein of 101 amino acids. The record is from RefSeq and is a predicted model, not a curated record. The transcript has a single exon. NCBI's taxonomy places the organism in Eukaryota, Fungi, Ascomycota, Sordariomycetes, Hypocreales, Ophiocordycipitaceae.